AUGAGCUUCAAACUGGCUAAAAACAUUAAUGAUGUUAUACCUAAUAUUGAUGAAUAUUCAGAUUUGAAGAUAGGAAUGAGAGAAACUACCACAGACUCAUUAAUGGAUGAUUUACUUCGCAUUGUUGAUUUAAAUGACUGGCCUCUUGUAAUUAGGAAUCACACAUCAUUCAACAUAUAUAUCAAGAAUAAUGCUUAUGUGACAAUACCUAAAUUCAUGCAGGGCAUACACCUGCAAAAUGUCAGACCACACUCUAACUUUGGGGAAGUGCAGAUUGCUGCAAAAAUUCUCGCUUGUGCUUAUCAGAAUAUACGUUUUUUAGAUUAUGAUGUUCAUAUUCAAAAGGGUCAAGAGGAUCAAUAUAUAAAUCAGACGAUAUUUGCAAUUCGUGUAAUAUCUACAUAUGUCACGUUUUAUAAAGCUGAGAUCCCUUCAAAAUAUUUGGAAGAACUUGAUGAAGGCUUACUGCAAGAACAGAAGAUUGAGAUUCUAAGAUGGCCAAAUAGGAAUGGUGCAAAGACCAGUUAUAAUCUCGCUCAACCAAAUGGAAGACAAAAUGUUUUGAUAUCAUUAGUCAAAAUUCGGGAAUGGAAUUUAAGGAAUUUAAGGAAUAAGUGGAGGAAGAGAAGGAGGAAGAGGAGGAACUCAAAACAAAAAAGCUCAGAAAAAUAA
Molecule: messenger RNA, 672 nt
Organism: Rhizophagus irregularis DAOM 181602=DAOM 197198
Lineage: Eukaryota; Fungi; Glomeromycota; Glomeromycetes; Glomerales; Glomeraceae
Source: RefSeq, a predicted model, not a curated record